Molecule: messenger RNA, 748 nt
Organism: Engraulis encrasicolus (European anchovy)
Lineage: Eukaryota; Metazoa; Chordata; Actinopteri; Clupeiformes; Engraulidae
Product: serine/threonine-protein kinase fray2-like
Exons: 4
Source: RefSeq, a predicted model, not a curated record
GUUAGGUCUGCCGAGCCGGUUUUUCACAAGCUACGAGUGGCGCGCACAGCGGAGCAGGCAGCGUUCUGUAUUGUUUUGCUGCACUAUUUGAGCGGGGGUCGUAGGUCGUAGGUCGUAGGUCGUCAUGGGGCGCAGGUCGUCGGACAGCGAUGAGGAUCGCGGCGGCAGCAGCAGCGGUCGUCGUCGCAGGAAGCACCUUCGGCGCUCCUCCUCUUCCUCUUCCUCCUCCAGCAGUCGGGACCGCGAGAGGGACAAGAGGAAGAGCAGCCGCAGGAGCCCGUCACGAGAACGAGACCGAGACCGAGACCGGGACCGAGACCGCCACCGGGACAGGGACAGGGACCGGGAUCGCCAUCGGGAAAGAGAUCGAGAUCGCGAUCGUGACCGAGACAAGAGGAGAAGGCGUAGGUCCAGCAGCAGCUCGUCUUCUGAGUCGUCACGCAGGAGGCGGAGCCACAGCAAGGGUCGCCGUGGACACCGAUCCCGCUCACGCAGCCGCAACCGCAGGUCUCGUUCCCGCCAUCGCAGGUCCCGUAGCCGUAGCAGCAGCCGACGCCGCAGCCGAGAUCGGGAUCGGGAACGCAGUCGCAGCCGAGAACGCAGCAGCCGCCACAAGGGCCGCGACCGGGAACGAGAGCGAGAACGCAGCCGCGACCGAGAGAAGGAGAGAGAGAAGGAGAAAGAGAGGGAGAGGGAGAAAGAGAGAGAGCGACAGCAGCAGAAGGCCAAGGAGAAGGAGAGAGAGAGG